CCAUCUGUUUAUUGAGUCCGUUCGUGGGAGUGUGCCGGGCCUGAGGGAGGUGGUGCUCCCAUGUGGGGGAUUUGGACACCAAAACGGGAGAAACGAGGUUCCAGGAGGCAGAGCCCCUGCACGCACCUUCUCUGUGAGGCCCGCCAGCUUUCCUCUUGUGUCUUUAGUUCUACCCGCCAGAGCGCAGGAUGGGAGUCCACAGUCCCCUUACCAAACUGGCAUCCAAAGGCUUUGGCAAGCACCCCCGGGAAGGGGAAAGAGACCGAGGAGCAAAGGAGGAGGAGGAGGAGCAGGAGCAGGAGGACCAGGAGGACCCACCCCGAGCAGAGCCCGAGGAGGAAGAUGGAGAGGUCUUCUCCUUUAAAUACAGCCCCGGGAAGCUGCGGGGAAACCAGUACAAGAAGAUGAUGACCAAAGAGGAGCUGGAGGAGGAACAGAGAGUGCAGAAGGAGCAGCUGGAGGCCAUCUUCAAGCUCAUGAAGGACAACAAGGAGACAUUUGGGGAGAUGACAGACGGCGACGUGCAGGAGCAGCUCCGGCUCUACGACAUGUAGCCCC
Suricata suricatta (meerkat) is the source of this 558-nucleotide messenger RNA. RefSeq names its product matrix remodeling associated 7 (gene MXRA7). NCBI's taxonomy places the organism in Eukaryota, Metazoa, Chordata, Mammalia, Carnivora, Herpestidae. Bases 189 to 554 code for a protein of 121 amino acids. The record is from RefSeq and is a predicted model, not a curated record. The transcript is spliced from 4 exons.